ACCUCCCCCCUUCCUCCGCAGGCCUCCCUCAUGAGCCAGGACAACGCUCUCUUCAGGCAGCUCCUCACCCUUCACGACUCCAUCUCGGCCCUCAAGAGCGCGCCCCUCCACGCCCUCCGGCCCCCCUCGCCCUCCUCCCUCGACUCCUUCACCGAGGAGGAAGAGGAGGACGAGGAGGAGGAGGAAGAAGACGAGGAAGAGGAAGAAGACAAGAGGGAAAAUGAGUCUAAUCUGCAGGUGGCGGUUGAGGAAGGACGAACACAGAAGACAUCGAAGGUGGAGGAUCUGUCGGAGGUGGACGAGGGCCUGGACACGGACCACUCCACCAGCCACUCCACUAGUCCCUCCUCCACACUCUCCUCCAAGUACUCCUGGAACUCCCAAUACUCCCACUCCUCUUCGAAGGUCCCGCCUCCUGCAGCAGGUCACCUCUCAGUGAGGGGAGGCAGCACAGCUCCAGCCACUUCCGGUCCAUCAGAACAAGUCCCUCUCGAGGCCAGCACACACACCAUCCCAGCCACACAUAGUGAUGAGGAGUCCUUCACCAGCAUCACCAACAUCACCAGCAGCAAGUACAGCAUCACCACCAAUGAAGACUUCAACAUCAACAUUGCCAUCAACAGCAAUAAUGCAGGAUCCUCCCUCUCCAGCGAAACAGCCCAGCGAUCCAUCAGUACUUCCUGCCUCUCUAAGAGUAGUUGCUACAUUUCUAGCAUUAGUCCUGAGCCCAACAUAACAAAAACAUUUGGGGGAAGUCUUGGAAGUUUCACAUCAAAGGGGGCUCGACUUACUCGCAAUCGGGUGUCCAUUCCUCCCUCUGCAAGAAACAGAGAUCGCAGUGCUCGUCCAGAGUCCUUCAGGCUCUCCUCGGACAUGGCAAGUCACACACGUGUUCUCCUGAAGGCAAGGUCCUUCGCUGGAGAUACUCACAAGUAUAGAAAUGGGAGACAUUAUGCAAGGACAUCACUGAGAGAAGACCAGCUGAGGCACUCCAUGGACCAGCACAUGGCAAUGAGCAAAAUGGAUUAUCACCAUAACAAUUUUACUACCACAUGUAAGGCACCAUCAGGCACUGUUUCUCGUGCCAACAGCCAGUGUGACAAACAUGAGGCCACUGACUCAGCAGAAGAGGAGGCAGCAGGUGCAGACUUUCAUCACCUAGAAACUAAUUCUGUAGAGGAAACAAGUAUUGUAAUCAUAAACACACGAACGAGGCAAGAGAAGAUCUACUAUGGAUCCAGCUGGGAGCAGGAUUAUGAAGCAACAACACUGACUAAUGAGGAGUUGAAGGACCCAGUCAGCUCUCAGUGGACUGAACCUCCCAGUGCAAAUUCGUCUUUCUCAUCCCCAGCUGCACCUGAAAAUAAGCUGCCUCCUAAAUACAUGACCAGUGUAAUCAUCACUGACUCAGGAUCAGAAAGAGAUUCCAUUGACUCAUCCAGAGCUCAUAUGGUGCGAGCACGAUCAUUCACUGGCCUGAUGACAUCCCGUGGACCCACAUCCGUUGGCCCUUCCCCAACAAGAGAGAGACUGGAUGGUGCUACUGGUCCCUCACAUUUCAAACUCCCAAUGAGGGAAAAUUGUGACCGGUUGCUGCACAUGACAGCAGGAACACGCAGGGCCAGGCUGUCGCGAGAAGGGAAGUCACUUCGUUUCUCAAGUGACCUGGGAUAUGGUGCACUUCCCAAAUCCAAGAAGGAAGUGUUUGUGUGAAGACAGACAUUCUUGUGUCCAACAUCUUUGGUUCCUCCUAAAUACCCUAUAAAUUUCCCUCAUAUUCUUUGUUAUGCCAGCUCUCAUGUGUUAUGUUAAACUCAUUCCGAUGUAAUAUUCUGAACACACAUUUAGCAGACAAACCCCACGGGCUCCAAUACAAAGCUGCCCUUGUUGGGUGGACUGGGUCGACGUGUGUCCUGAGAGUGGCGGGUGAGACUGUCCAUUGCCUUGACCUGGAUAAAGGAGACAAUUUAUCUGAGACUGUAUGGGAUCAGAGGCUUGGUCAGUCCUCCACCCAGUACUGUCUUUGAUGGCCCUUAAAGUGGCCUAUAUACUUAUACUUUCCCACAAAAUGUAUUACUCGUUUUGUAAAGGAUGCUUUAUUAACCUUAACUGCUAUGACCUUAACUACUCUAGUGACAGAUCUCACAGACACCACUUCUCAUGAGUGCUACUGUGUUUACCGGAAGACUUUUUGAGAAGGGUAGUGGGUGGUGAGGCAGUGCUCCCACACCGCCCUUACCUAGUGAUAUUCGAUGCCUUAAGCUGCACAUACUCAGCCCUUUGUAUAUAUCCCUCAUAUAUAAGGAAAUACUAUAUCCCCUUUCAGCUCCUGCCAGCAGUAAUGAGGUGCCUUCCUCUGCCUCACCCAUGUAGGCUGCUUGGUGACGUCCUGUACAUAAACAAGCUUCAGUAUGGAAACUAUCCUUGUUUAAAAAAUGAAAAAAAACUGUACAUAAAUUCCUGUAAUCUAUGGUAAUGAUUAAGGUUGUAUAUUGAGAGUAAUAAUAAACAACUGAUUAUUC
Molecule: messenger RNA, 2522 nt
Organism: Eriocheir sinensis (Chinese mitten crab)
Lineage: Eukaryota; Metazoa; Arthropoda; Malacostraca; Decapoda; Varunidae
Product: histone H3.v1-like
Exons: 3
Coding region: 31-1713 (560 amino acids)
Source: RefSeq, a predicted model, not a curated record